AGCACGUGGUGGCGGAGGGACUGAAGGCACAAGCGGUAUUCGCGUCUCAACCUCCGCCGGGUCACCGUCUCUCCUCUUCUGGAUAUUGUGUGGACUUCUCUCACCACUCAAGAUGUCUGACCUCUCCAAGUUCCGCCGGGCGAAGCUACUUCAUGUCUUCACUACCUUCUUCGAUGUGAACAGAAGCGGCGAAAUUGAUGAGAAAGACUUAGACAUCGCCAUCCAAAAAGUGUGCGGCGCCCGCGGUUGGAGUCAGGAGGAUCCCCACUACGAGAAAACCCGAAACACCUUGAGGACUUUGUGGACUGUCCUGACGAGCAAAGCCGACAUCGAUCACGACCGCCAGGUAUCUGUGGAGGAAUGGUACUGCGCCUGGAGGGAAGACGAGAGCGACCGCGAGUGGAGCCAUAUCUUCAGGGAUCUCAUGUUCCUUCUUGAAGACGCUUCAGGUGACGGCCACGUGGACGCAGACGAGUACGUGGCACUGUACACGGCACUUGGUCUGCAGGAGGCACAGUGCCGAGAGGCUUUCAGACGCAUUCAGAAGGACGACGCGUCUGUGGUCACAAAGGACAAGUUCGACGUCCUGUGGGAGCAAUACUUCCACUCCGAGGACCCCAACGCUCCUGGGAACUUCAUCUUCGGCAAGUUCGAUUUCUAAGGGGAUCGUUUCGAGAGCUGGGACGCGCCGAGUCACCGAGCGUCACUGAGGGGGCGGCUGGCGAUGGGUUGGGGGUUGAGGACGAGGCUGGGCGUCGGCGCACGAAACGACGGAGGGAUCAGUUGUAGUGUCGUAUGCAGUGGGGGUUGUGGGAUACGAUGAUGGCUAAGGGCUACGCUCUGUAAGUGUGUGGGGAUGGCUGUGGGUCGUGACAUGUAGUACGUGUAAUGGUCGUGGGUUGUGGUAUGUGGUGAUGGUCUUAGGUCCGGGUUGGUGUGGGUAUUUUGGUAGCAACGUCGUCUUUUUUCGAGUGUAGAUGGUAUGGUGGUUUUUUCCCUGAUGUUGACAAAAGCUCGUGGUGAUGAAAGGUAAUGGCGGAGGCAAA
Messenger RNA from Penaeus chinensis, 1046 nucleotides. RefSeq names its product calexcitin-2-like. The transcript has 8 exons. Bases 113 to 661 code for a protein of 182 amino acids. Lineage: Eukaryota; Metazoa; Arthropoda; Malacostraca; Decapoda; Penaeidae. The record is from RefSeq and is a predicted model, not a curated record. Gene Ontology annotation, molecular function: calcium ion binding.